UCUCUGCUCUUGAGCCAUCAUCUAUCUCUCCCUCUCUUGUCGAUCAGCUAGCUCACACACAAAUAAUAGUAACAAUGGAGGGCAAGGAGGAGGAUGUUCGUCUUGGCGCCAACCGCUACUCGGAGCGGCAGCCGAUCGGCACGGCGGCGCAGGGCAGCGACGACAAGGACUACAAGGAGCCUCCCCCGGCGCCGCUGUUCGAGGCGGAGGAGCUGACGUCGUGGUCCUUCUACCGCGCGGGCAUCGCCGAGUUCGUGGCCACCUUCCUGUUCCUCUACAUCAGCAUCCUGACGGUGAUGGGCGUGAGCAAGUCGCCCAGCAAGUGCGCCACCGUGGGCAUCCAGGGCAUCGCCUGGUCCUUCGGCGGCAUGAUCUUCGCCCUCGUCUACUGCACGGCGGGCAUCUCCGGCGGCCACAUCAACCCGGCGGUCACCUUCGGGCUCUUCCUGGCGCGCAAGCUCUCGCUCACCCGCGCGCUCUUCUACAUGGUGAUGCAGUGCCUGGGCGCCAUCUGCGGCGCCGGCGUCGUCAAGGGCUUCCAGCAGAGCCUGUACAUGGGCAACGGCGGCGGCGCCAACGCCGUGAACCCGGGCUACACCAAGGGCGACGGCCUCGGCGCCGAGAUCGUCGGCACCUUCGUCCUCGUCUACACCGUCUUCUCCGCCACCGACGCCAAGCGCAGCGCGCGCGACUCGCACGUCCCCAUCCUCGCGCCGCUCCCCAUCGGAUUCGCCGUCUUCCUCGUGCACCUCGCCACCAUCCCCAUCACCGGCACCGGCAUCAACCCAGCGCGAAGCCUCGGAGCAGCCAUCGUCUACAACAGGUCCCAAGCAUGGAACGACCACUGGAUCUUCUGGGUUGGCCCCUUCAUCGGCGCUGCUCUUGCGGCCAUCUACCAUGUGGUGAUCAUCAGGGCCAUCCCCUUCAAGAGCCGCGACUAGCUAAUUGGUUAAGCAGCUAGCAAACCACCAAUGCAUCAAUCGAGUCGACUCAAUAAUAAGCUCAUAUAUGCAUAAGAAGAAGUAUGUGUUUUUAUUCAUGUGGAGAUCGACUCUUCGCUGUCUACUGUAAUUACAUAUGCAUCUAUGUUGGAUCGUGUGAGUGUGUGAUGCUGAGGCCAGCCAGUGUGUUUCUUGAUUGCUUGCGCCUUCAGCUAAAAAUCAAUGUGCAUGCACUUCCUAGUUGUGAAUUUUACUUGGAGUAAUGUGCAGGCAUGUUAUUAUGUAUCAAGUAAAUCAAGCAGCUAGUCUUGUAAAAAGAUUAAUCUUGUCUACUUCUA
Molecule: messenger RNA, 1279 nt
Organism: Setaria italica (foxtail millet)
Lineage: Eukaryota; Viridiplantae; Streptophyta; Magnoliopsida; Poales; Poaceae
Product: aquaporin PIP1-5
Exons: 2
Coding region: 75-941 (288 amino acids)
Biological process (GO): transmembrane transport; response to water deprivation
Cellular component (GO): plasmodesma; vacuole; plasma membrane
Molecular function (GO): water channel activity
Source: RefSeq, a predicted model, not a curated record